UGAUCAUUGGCAUUCGGCCUGGGAGAGACGCCGUCGCCGCGGAGCUAGUUCUGCUCCCAGCUGGCCGCCAGGAGUAGGGCGGCGGGUAAGUGGUCAAGAACGGCUGUAGGGGAUGUGCUGCUAGAGCAAACAUGAAUGUUGGAGUUGCCCACAGUGAGGUGAAUCCAAAUACCCGUGUAAUGAACAGCCGGGGUAUGUGGCUGACAUAUGCCUUGGGAGUUGGCUUGCUUCAUAUUGUUCUACUUAGUAUUCCCUUCUUCAGUGUUCCUGUUGCUUGGACCUUGACAAAUGUGAUACAUAAUCUGGGGAUGUAUGUAUUUUUGCAUGCAGUAAAAGGAACACCUUUUGAAACUCCUGACCAGGGUAAAGCACGGCUCCUAACUCAUUGGGAACAGCUGGACUAUGGAGUACAGUUUACAUCUUCACGGAAGUUUUUCACAAUUUCUCCAAUAAUUCUAUAUUUUCUGGCAAGUUUCUAUACGAAGUAUGAUCCAACUCACUUCAUCCUAAACACAGCUUCUCUCCUGAGUGUACUAAUUCCCAAAAUGCCACAGCUACAUGGUGUUCGGAUCUUUGGAAUUAAUAAGUAUUGAAAUGUUUUGAAAUGGAACAGAAAAUUUUUACAGCUACUGAAUUUUCUGUAAGGAAGGAGUGGUUAGUAAACUGCACUGUUUCCGUGAUAUUGUGAAAUGAGAAGUAUUUACACUGAAGGGCCAGUUGCUGGUUCUUCACAUUGCUCUUUUGAAGUGCAGGUAUUUACUAGAAGAUGCCUCUGUUUAAUGCAUAUGGUAUCUUUCUGAAGAGAGGUGUUAUAGGCAGGCUGGGCAGGCCCAGCUUAUAAGUUAAAUGGCUGUACACUGAAGGAUUAGUAGAUGAAUUCAAAGAAAUGAGAGAUUUAUAAGAAAACAAGACCAGCUUAGCUUAUAAUGAAUGGGCAUUAUGUUAGGAGAAGAAAAUUUCCAAUCAUUCAGUCAUGGUCAGUUUAAGCAGAGUUAACCUGUAAACCAGAAUCAUCUCUUUACAAGUUUAUUAUAGAUUGUUUUUAUUACCAUACAUGUUCCUCUUGUGUUGUAGAGGAGGAUAUUUCCCUCUUGUUUUAUACAAUCCAAUCCUUACCUUAUGAUUGUACUUUUUUUGCUUUUGCUGGCUCAACAUUGUGUUGAUAGAUUGAGGUCAUUUUUACAUUUAUUAAUUAAUGAGUUACAUUUAUUAAUGAGUUCAUGAAGGUCCACCUUCAUGACUGGUGACAGAAGACAGCUAGGCAUCUUACAAACAGCCUCUGAAUCAACCUUCUAAUUUUGGAACAGAAUGGGUUUUGUUGCCUUUCCAGACACAAGGCUGCUAAACCAAUUAAGAAAAUAAUUUAUUUCACACAGUUAGAGUAUAUGGUAAUUUAGAGGUCUCUGCUUAUUUGGUUGAUCAAUCUAAUUGUUAAAGUCUGCUGUUAUUUAGAAAAGGAAACAUAAAGUGGACAACUAUAUAGCCAACCUGUGGUCUGGCAGAAACUGCUUCUCUAGCAGUAGUACCAUAGUAAAUAAUGGAGUCUUCUUUAGCAGGUCUACAGCAAAAGAAAACAUCUUUCCUUAGUCCCCCUGCUCUCACUCCCCAUAUUUUGCUCAUUAAUGUUUGGCCUUUCAGUUCAUGGGUCUUGGUGUGGAUAACCCAAAGUGGUAACUCUUUCCAAAACAGCAACCAUAUUGAAUUCUUGUGACUUAGAGAAGCUUCCUAUAAUUGAUAUUAAUUAGUUGCAAAAAAUAACUGCAUACUACUUUGAGAAGUAAACAUGUCAAAACCAAAGUUCUGAUAUGGGAUGAGACUGAAAUAUCCAGUAACAUUUGUAAACAAAACUGAGUGACAAGAGUUAUAGACCAACUGAAAAAUCAAUUUGUUUCAAUAAACUGACUUAUGGGGGUAAUGAUCAUUGUUUUGUAUUUCAAAAGUACUGAGUUUAGAACUCCAUUGUAUGAUAUGCCUUUGUAUGUUUGUCUUUUACCCAUGUAUUUUUUAGUUAGUAAUCUAUACUUGAAUAAAACUUUUCUUUGGUGUAA
Leopardus geoffroyi (Geoffroy's cat) is the source of this 2048-nucleotide messenger RNA. It is a transcript of the gene ORMDL1, whose product is annotated as ORMDL sphingolipid biosynthesis regulator 1. Gene Ontology annotation, biological process: ceramide metabolic process; negative regulation of ceramide biosynthetic process; intracellular sphingolipid homeostasis. Gene Ontology annotation, cellular component: endoplasmic reticulum membrane. The coding region runs from base 132 to 593 and encodes 153 amino acids. NCBI's taxonomy places the organism in Eukaryota, Metazoa, Chordata, Mammalia, Carnivora, Felidae. The transcript is spliced from 4 exons. The record is from RefSeq and is a predicted model, not a curated record.